Messenger RNA from Silurus meridionalis, 2712 nucleotides. It is a transcript of the gene sdf2, whose product is annotated as stromal cell-derived factor 2. NCBI's taxonomy places the organism in Eukaryota, Metazoa, Chordata, Actinopteri, Siluriformes, Siluridae. The record is from RefSeq and is a predicted model, not a curated record. The transcript has 3 exons. Bases 47 to 724 code for a protein of 225 amino acids.
CCCCUUUCCCGUGAUGACGUUGCUCUUGCUCGGGAAUUAGUGCUCUAUGGAAGUUAAAGCAAUGGCAGAACAUUUGAUUGCCGUGGCGCUUUUGUGGCUCUCGGUUUUGUUGUGUUGUGCCUGCACCCUUGGAUCAGAAAUCAGUUUUGUCACGUGCGGCUCGGUGGUGAAGCUGUUGAACGUUAAGCACAACGUCCGGCUUCAUUCUCACGACGUGCGCUACGGCUCUGGUAGCGGCCAGCAGUCGGUAACUGGAGUGACCACAGUGGAAGACAGCAACAGUUACUGGAGUGUGCGUGGCACCAGUGGUAUAGGUUGUCAUCGAGGGACUCCAGUUAGAUGUGGCCAGAAUAUUAGGCUCACACACACGAACACGGGCCGAAAUCUGCACAGCCACUACUUUGCAUCUCCACUGUCGUCCAACCAGGAAGUCAGUGCAUUUGGAGAAGAUGGUGAAGGUGACCAUCUGGAUGAGUGGACUGUGCUCUGUGGGGGUUCGGUUUGGCAGCGUGACGAGUCGGUGCGUUUCCAGCACACUGCCACUGAAGCGUUACUGUCAGUGACUGGGGAGCAGUACGGCAGACCCAUCCAUGGCCAGAGAGAAGUGCACGCGAUGACCAGCAGCAGCCAGCACAGCUACUGGAAAGCCAUGGAGGGCAUUUUCAUGAAACCCAGUGAAACGGGACACAAAGAUUUCAGUAGUUCAAUACACACUGAGUUCUGACUGCUUUGACUCCAACAGUCUGUCUGACAGCACGGUUCAUCCUUCACAUUUUGUUCUGUCAUUUUUGUUGCAAGAAAAUCUCAGCAAAAGGAUUCAAUGCUUAGAAUGGAAGAAAUCGCAUUAUUCCGACUGCACGAUGAAAUGGAGACACUUCAAACAAAAUCCUUUUCUAUGAAGACAAUUAAAUUCAUCCUUAUUGAACAUAGUGAAAUAAGGGGUUUAUCCACAGCAGUAUUUAUGGUUAGCACAGCGUGAAGUACCUUGGAAAUGAAUGUAUUUGCCAUGUAUACAGUUGAGGGCAAAAGUUUGCAUACCAUUAGGACACAGUGGAUAUUAUUAUAUUUAUUUCCUCUUUAUCACAACUUCAUUUUCUUAUGAUCUUGACAUAACGAACAGUUUCCUCGUAAUCAGUACUUCAUCUUGCUGUGUAUUCAGCAUGAGCCUGUUCUAAAGGCAGCAUCAUUGCAGCAUAAUGGAUGUCCGCAUUUGCGAUUACUUUGUUUCGACACUUUAGACUUUAUCGCCAAAGACAACGCCGGACCCCUCUCUCUCAGUGCAGAGAUAAAAUCCAUAUUUGAUGCGUGAAAUGAGUAACUUUAAAAGAGAUUUCAGACACCAAAUCGUACUCCAUGAUAUACACCAGAAAUAUUCACAAGGCGUGAGAUUUUCUUGUAAUGUAACGAUACAAGUCAAUGAGAAAACAAGUUUUUUAUGUUGAGAUCAUGGAAAAAAAAAAGUGAUGGCGAGAAAACAAUAAAGAAAAAAAUAUUAUAAUGCGUACCCUUCACAUAUCACGGCCAAAAAAAUCCUUGAGUCCAAAAUAAGUAAGAAAAACACUUUUUCAUUAGACAAUAUUUUUUUGGUAGAUAAUUUAUAAAAUAAACAAUGCAAAAACCAUGUUUGGAGGAUACAAUCAUUUGCACACAACUGCAUAUAUCCUCCCAUUUAAAACUUUAGCAUGUAUUUCCUGUUAUUCAUAUAUUUUCCUUCAUAACUUUCAUCUCUCACACAAGAAACACUGCAGUAUAGCUGCCUUAUUGUGUAUUAUUACAGUAUUAUUUAUUUUAUUGUGAACUCUGUUGCUCAGUGUUUGAAUGAUUUCCCCCCUAGUAUUCUUUGAGCUGUCUACAUAAUGAUCUUUAUGCUUUUAUUUAUUGGGCUACUAGUUUGUCCACUGCACACUAUUCAGUAUUAUUAUGAGUUGACAUGAUGUGGAGAAAAAAGCAAAUUAAGAACAUUGAGAUAAAUAGGUAAACAAUGGACAGGUGAUGGAUUGAAUUUGAUUCAGAGCUUUUUUUUGUCCAAUUGCUGGCUGUAUUUUCGAUUCAGCUUGAGAUUGCAUACAUUUUAACCCAUAAAAACCUUAGGAAAGCAAAUAAAAAAGACAGCAUUGUUUUGCAUCCAUCACACAAUGCUUAGUAUUGGAUGAAUUGCACUUCCCCCUUCAAACUGAUUAGAUUCUGCAUAUGUGAACACGUGACAUAACGCUACAACUUUCAGAUAUGCAUUUUGUUACUAUAAGGUCAUUUUAAAGGCAAAAACACUAAUGGUGUUAUCAUCCUGGAUUUGGCUGAACUGAGACGCUUCAGUUUGUUCCUUUUUCUCUCUUCUUCUUUAAGUACUUUUUUUAAAUUUAUUUUUAAAUAAUGUCUUACUCAACAGGCUACUUGGCUGAGUGGCCAUAUUCACAAUCUCUGUUAUUAAAGGUUCCAAGUGUCCCAAGAUUUUCAGAUAUACAGUUCAGAUUUCUUUCAUGUUGUCAUGUGAAUGUAUUCUAAUUAGCCACAUUGUGUCAAAGCAUUUUUUUUUCUACAUUUUUGUACCAAUUUGUUUUACAUUUAUAGCACCUUUUCCAAGAGUGCCAAUCAUUCUGAAGCUGACUGUAAUUAGACGAACUACAGUUUGUAAUACAUAUUGCUGGAUUUACACAUGGUGCUAUCAAGACCUGAUUUUAAGACAGUUUUAAAAUAAAGCUCGUUGAAUUUAAA